UUAAAAUACUUAAAUAGUGGAAGUAAUUAAGUGUUAAAGAUUUUUUAAAUAAGCUUACGUGAAAAUGACGUCUGAAAAUCUUUCAAGUAAUAAAGACUCGGAUGAUGAUAUGGAAAUUGACAGUUAUCAACAAGUUGUAAAUUGUGAAAAUGAUGAGGAAGGUAGUUGGAGAGUAUCUAAAGAUAUUUACAUCCCACCACCUCCACAAUUGUUUGGUGCAUACGAUGCAAAAGGUCCUCGAUUAAUGAUAAACAGAAUAGUAGCUAAGAAUUUUAAGAGUUAUGCUGGUACUAUAGAAAUUGGCCCUUUUCAUAAGUAUUUUUCAUCGAUAGUGGGUCCAAAUGGUAAUGGAAAAAGUAAUGCAAUAGACUCUAUGCUUUUUGUAUUUGGAUAUCGAGCUAAUAAAAUAAGAUCAAAAAAGAUAACCGAAUUGAUACAUAAUUCCAAUGAACAUCCAAAUUGUAACAGUUGUACUGUUUCUGUUUAUUUUCAGCAAAUAAUUGACAAGCAUGGACAAGAUUACGACGUUAUAGCUAAUAGUGAAUUCUUCAUAUCAAGAACUGCAUUUAAAGAUGGUACAGCAUUUUAUGAAAUUAAUGGUAAAAAAGUCCAGUUUAAGCAAAUUGCUCAAAUUUUGCGAUCUCAUUGUAUCGAUUUAGAUCACAAUCGAUUUUUAAUUCUUCAGGGUGAAGUAGAGCAGAUAGCUUUAAUGAAACCUAAAGGUCAAUCGGAAGGUGACACUGGUAUGCUAGAAUUUCUCGAAGAUAUUAUUGGUACUAAUCGCUACAAGGAGCCAUUAGAAAAAUUAUUUCAGCGAGUGGAAUUCCUAUCAGAAUUGCGUGAAAAAAAAUUAAGACGCCUGAAAGUAAUUGAAAAGGCAAAAGGAGAGUUAGAAAAGCCUAUGCAAGAAGCUGUUCAAUAUUUAAAAGUAGAAAAUAAUAUAAUUAAGUUGCAACAUAAAUAUUAUCAAUGCAAAAGGUAUGAAAAUUCUGAACAACUGGCUAAAGAAGAAAAAGUUCAGAGUGAAUUGGUUGCAGAUUAUACAAAACUUACUGAAGAAAUGAAAACUAUUCAUAAGAACAGAGAUGAAAAAACGAAAGAUUUCAAAGAAAAAUCAAAAAAAUGGGAUAAGUUACAACAAGAAAAAGAAACACUUUCGGUCAAAUUUGAAGAAAUUAGAAAAAAAGAUGAAGGACUUUUUGCUGAGUCAGUAGCAACAAACAAACGAAGAAAAGAUAAUAUUAAUACAGUAAAAGCGGAAAAAAAUAAAUUAGAAGAUUUACUAAGAGUGCCAGUGAAAAAUUUGAAGGAUAUAGAGGAAUGUGAGGAUCUUCAGAACAAGUAUAUGGCUGACCGUGAAAAAGAAGAAGCAGCUUUAGUUACAUUAAUGAGCGGAUUGAAAGAAAAGACUGAACCUCUUAUGAAAAAACGUUCAAAAUUGGAAAAGGAACUUGUAUUAGAAAGGAAAAAUGUAGAUGAAGCUAAAUCAGAUUACGAAAUUGCUAAAUCACAAUUAGAUCUUUACACGUCUGAGGAACAAAAUGAAAAAAUGAAAUUUAAUAAAUUACAAGAAUCCUUUACAGCUAGUAGUGAAAGAUUAGUUGAAUGUAAAAAGAAACUUACAGCAAUAGAUACUAAAGUUCCAGCAACAGAAAAAAGCCUGCAACAUGCACAAAAGGAGUUGGAUGAUCUUAAAGUUGUUGAGAACGAAGUAAAUGAGCGUUUGCGAAAUACUCGAAUAAAAUAUGACGAACAAAAAUCAGCUAUGCAAGCUGGUAGAUCUAGAAAUCAUAUACUUAAUUCACUUAUGACGGAGAAAAGGGAAGGACGACUACCUGGUAUUUUUGGUAGAUUAGGUGAUCUUGGUGCAAUUGACGUUAAAUUUGAUGUGGCCAUAUCGACAGCUUGCGGACCACUUGAUAAUAUUGUUGUGGAUACCGUCAAUACAGCAACCGAGUGCAUUAAGUUUCUUCGAGAUAAUGAUAUUGGCCGUGCCACCUUCAUUGCCCUGGAGAAACAGCAACGAUUUAUCCGGCAUUGUCAAGAAAAGAUUCGUACCCCGGAAAAUGUUCAUCGUCUCUUUGACCUUAUAAAGGUGGAAGACAAACGAGUUUUACCUGCAUUUUAUUAUGCAAUUCAAAAUACUUUAGUUGCUAAUGAUUUAGACCAAGCAACUCGAAUAGCUUAUGGAGCUCGACGUCAUCGAGUGGUUACAUUAAAGGGUGAGUUAAUUGAGUUGUCGGGUACGAUGAGUGGCGGAGGUCGUCAAGUAUCACGUGGUCGUAUGGGUCAGAGGGUCGCUAGAAGUGAGCCGACAGUUGACGAUAUUGAGAAGCUACAGUUUAACUUAGAUGAAUUGUUCGGGCAGUACAAUAAGGCAAAGGCUAAACAACAGCCACUAGAGAAUCAGAUACAUACUUUGAGUACGGCUCUCAAGGACAUGAUCAUCGACAAGGACAAAUUAAAGGUUGAAAUUAACCACUUAAAUAUGGAAAUUCCGAACUUGUCUAAACAGCUUAAGGAACAAGAGAAGAAAGCUGCAUCAUCAAUUUCCAAUCCAGAAAAGGUAAAACAGCUGUUAAAGAUUGUUAAGAAAACUGAAGACAAGUUGAAAAGUGUUUCUGAAAAUUCUAAGACAACGGAGAAAGAAGUAGAUGCGAUAAAUCAAGAAAUCGAAGAAAUAUCGGGUGGUCUCGUUAAAGACCAACAGAAAAAAAUUUUGAGUUUGACUAGGUCUAUUGACAAAAUCAAAGGAGAAAUUUGUAGGCUACAAGUUGCUAUAAAAACAUCCGAGAGAAAUUCGAAAAAAACAGAGCAACGUAUUGCAACAUUAGAAGAGGAUAUAAAAAACUGUGAAAAUAGAAUUCGUGUUAUUCAAACGGAAAAAGCAGAGUUUGAAGAAGUUGGUAAAGAUUUAAUAAGUAAAAUAAAGCAAUUAAAUGAGGACUUGGCUGAAAAAGUUGAAUUGGCUGACAAAUUAAAAGCAGAUUUGGAAAAAUUACAAUCUCGUGAAAGUAAAAUGAAAGCUAUAAAGAUUGAUUUGGAUCAGAAAUUAAAUGAUACGAAUAAGGUAGUUAAGGAACUAAAGAAUCGGAUUCCAGAAUUGACGAAAUCUAUUGAAAGUAUGAAACUCCAAGAAAUUCCUAACGAAGAAAACGAAGUACUAGAAGAAUUGACGAAGGAAGAUCUGGAUGAAAUAGACAGUAAGUCCAUCACAAAUUCAAUUCAGAAGGCUAAAGAAAAAUUACCGAAGGAGAUACCGAACAUGCAGAUUAUCGAGCAAUUUAAAGAGCAAAAUGACUUGUAUAUAAAAAGAUCUGAAAAAUUGCAAAAAAUUACAGAAACAAGGAACAGUAUGAGAGAUACAUAUAAUGUGGCAGUGCGUAAGAGAAUGCAAGAGUUCAACACUGGUUUCAAUUUAAUUACUGGAAAGCUAAAGGAAAUGUAUAGAAUGAUUACAUUAGGUGGUGAUGCUGAAUUAGAAUUAGUAGAUUCAUUGGAUCCAUUUAGCGAAGGCAUUGUAUUUAGUGUUCGACCACCUAAAAAAUCUUGGAAAUAUAUUCAAAAUCUGAGCGGCGGUGAAAAAACAUUGAGUUCGUUGGCCUUGGUUUUUGCCUUACAUCAUUACAAACCGACGCCUAUUUAUUUUAUGGAUGAAAUAGAUGCGGCUCUAGAUUUUAAAAACGUAUCUAUCGUUGCAAGCUAUAUUAAAGAGAGAACAAAAAACGCGCAAUUCAUUGUUAUUUCUCAUAGAUCGGAUAUGUUUGAGCUCGCAGACUAUCUCGUCGGUGUAUACAAAAUAUUUAACUGUAGUAAAUGCGCAGUCGUGGACGUUCGAAAGUUCAAUUCGAAAGUCGGUAUAAGCGAACAGAACAAUAAUAGCGGUAACUUGAUCAGGUCGCAAUUCUUAUCACAACCAAAUCCGAUUAUAAGUGCGCUCAAUGCUAAUAGUGAAAAUAGAACCGAUGCCGUACAAUCUCGAACAGUCAAUUUACCAGCUACUUGUCCGGAAAAUAUUAAUAGGGAAACCGAAGGUGAAAGCAGCAAUGAGAAUAACAAUCAAACGAAUGAGAACGAAGACAGUUUUAAUUUAAGACUUGGGGACAUUAGUCUUCCCUCAACACCAAUCAAACGAUCGUCAAGUAGCUCAGCAAAGAAGCAAAAGCCGGAAAAAAAUAUAACAUUAAAAAAACGAAAAUCUUUACGGAAAAGCAGUCAAAAUGAAUUACAUCAGGUAUCAGAAUCUUCAGAAAAUCAUGAGGCGUCUGAAGAACAUGCAACAGUCGAACCUGAAAUAAAACUAAGGAGGACUCCUCGAAAUAUAAGGAAGGAAAAAUUUGUAGAAGAGACAACAAGCCCAGGUGCUACUUUACGAAAACGUCGACGACAAUAGAAGGUUAAUUGCAUAAAAUUUCGUAUUAAAUUUUGAGAAAAGCAUUACAAGUCUCAAA
Molecule: messenger RNA, 4451 nt
Organism: Ceratosolen solmsi marchali
Lineage: Eukaryota; Metazoa; Arthropoda; Insecta; Hymenoptera; Agaonidae
Gene: glu
Product: structural maintenance of chromosomes 4-like protein gluon
Exons: 10
Coding region: 65-4393 (1442 amino acids)
Biological process (GO): mitotic chromosome condensation
Cellular component (GO): condensin complex; chromosome
Molecular function (GO): ATP hydrolysis activity; protein binding; ATP binding
Source: RefSeq, a predicted model, not a curated record